AUGGCCCUGUCCAUGCUGUCCCAACAAAUGACCUCGCUUGCUGACCUAUCCCAGGAUGUGACCUUGACCCCUGACUCCCGACCCCUGGGUCUGUCCCAGGACAUGACCCCUGACUCCCGACCCCUGGGUCUAUCCCGGGAUGUGACCCCUGACUCCCGACCCCUGGGUCUAUCCCAGGAUGUGACCUUGGCAGUUCUCCCCAGACUGUACAUGGAGGAAGUGGUGUCUGAACUGGGCAGGAGAAACAUCAGCACCGGGGACGUCCACAACAAGGAGCUGCUGGUGGCUGUGCUCAGGGUCGUCUUGGAGAAGGAAUACUGUGGGACAGGGGUGACGUUUGAAAAGGCAAACAUCGUUGUUUCAAAGUCAAGUCAAGGGAAAAUGUCAGCGACGUUGAGUGGACAGGCACGGGUCGAUGUUUCAGGACUGAGUCUUGGAUCAGGUGCAGGAGCUGGUAAGGCUGGAAAAACAACAUCACAAUCCCAAGAGUCAGCUACCACAGCACAUCCUCAUGUACCAAACAAACAACCUGUUCAACAACAGACUGCUCCUACCACAGCACCUGUACCUGAUAGAAAUGGUACCACCUGUACCCCAGCACCAGUCCAACAAUGGACAACACCUGCACCUGACCAACAAUGGACCGCCCCUACCACAACGCCUGCACCUGAUAAAAAGGGUACCAGCUGUACUCCAACACCUGCACCUGUCCAACAAUGCACUACCCCAGCACCUGCACCUGUCCAACAUUUCACCACCUCCUCAGCACCUGCACCUAUCCAACAAUGGACAACACCUGCACCUGAACCACAGUGGAUCACCCUUUCCCCAACACAAAUGGUACAGUCCACUAUGGCAGAGGUGGACAGCUUUAUCGAUGGAGGUUCCUGGUCAUCCUCAGACUCAGAGGAGGUUGACAUGGUCCAGAUUCCACAGGGACAAACAAAGAAAGGUGGCACCAAACAGAUGAAACAAUGUCCUCAUUGUGAGUUUACAUCACAGGAUUCUUCUAACUUCAGAAAUCAUGUCCUCACACACUCCAACAAGAAACCAUUCAAAUGUUCUCAUUGUGACUAUGCAACAAAAACAAGAGCUUGCCUUCGUAGUCACAUGCGUAUCACACAGGAGAGAAGCCCUACAGUUGCAAGACUUGCGAUUUCAGAACAGCUUACCACACAGCCUUCAAAAGUCACCAGAAAACCCACACAGGAGAGAAGCCGUACAUGUGUGAGAUGUGCGGAUACAGGGCUGCUAUGGCGGCUUCUCUACGCAGUCACAUCUCUUUGGUACACUCCACAGAAGCAAUCAAGUGUCACAUCUGAGGGUAUGUGACAACAAAAUCUUCCUUUCUGGAAACCCACAUGAAAACCCACACUGGAGAGUUACCAUACAGGUGUGACUUCGAAGGCUGCAACUUUACGGCUAUAAAACAGCGGGUCUUUCAGCUGCACAAGAAAGUCCACACGAAAGAGGAACCACUUGCCUGUGAUCAAUGUACUUAUACAACCCACAACAAGUACAAUUUGAAUAAUCAUAUGAGAAAUCACACUGGUGAAAAACCCUAUGCCUGUGACCAGUGUGACUACAGAUCAAAAGAUUCAUCUGGACUCCGACGACAUAAGUUCAAACACACAGGAGAGAAACUCUGGCCGUGUGAAGUCUGUGGUCGACAAUGUUUUUCUGAAGCCCUUUUAGAGAAGCACAAGAAACAGCACAGUCGUGAGCAGGGGGUAUUUACCUGCAAAGAGUGCAACUACAGAACAUUUGAUUGCAGGGCAAUGGAGCAGCACAACGUAGUCCAUACUGGUGAGAAGCCGUACGCCUGUGACCAGUGUGACUACAGAGCAGCUUUACCAGCAACCUUGAGGAUACACAUGAGGACACACAGUUCA
This is a messenger RNA of Branchiostoma belcheri (Belcher's lancelet), 1892 nucleotides long. RefSeq names its product flocculation protein FLO11-like. The record is from RefSeq and is a predicted model, not a curated record. Gene Ontology annotation, biological process: regulation of gene expression. NCBI's taxonomy places the organism in Eukaryota, Metazoa, Chordata, Leptocardii, Amphioxiformes, Branchiostomatidae. Bases 1 to 1332 code for a protein of 443 amino acids. Gene Ontology annotation, cellular component: nucleus. The transcript has 4 exons.